AUGAGAACUUUAGAGGAUAUCACUAUUGGAGGGUCAACGUACACGAUGGCUGACAAGGACGCAUUGAGACUAGGAGAGACUGCUCAAUCGAUAGUGAACAAGAUCUUUUCAAGAUUUAUGUUGCUGGACGCCUUGUUUAGGGGUAUGGUAUUUGGGGUCGGAGUCCUUGUUGUCGUGUUCCUCACCGCUGUGCUGCUGAUCAAGAUUAUGUUGGCAAGCCAAGAGAACGGGAAGGCCAAGGCAAAGUCAGGGAACCGGAAUACGAGUCCCUCAUCUGUGGACAAUGCGAAAUCUGGCGACCAGAAGUCCCGUAAUGCAAAGUCUAGCGCCUUGAACGACGAAGACCACGCGCACCUUCUGUCAAGAAAGGUUAUUCCUAUCAACUCCACAGACGACUUUACAGAGGAACUUGAGAUAUCAGUGAUGGAGGAAGAUGACUAG
Lachancea thermotolerans CBS 6340 is the source of this 441-nucleotide messenger RNA. Its product is annotated as KLTH0D00660p. Lineage: Eukaryota; Fungi; Ascomycota; Saccharomycetes; Saccharomycetales; Saccharomycetaceae. The coding region runs from base 1 to 441 and encodes 146 amino acids. The transcript has a single exon. The record is from RefSeq and is a predicted model, not a curated record.